Gloeophyllum trabeum ATCC 11539 is the source of this 1005-nucleotide messenger RNA. RefSeq lists its product as uncharacterized. The transcript has 4 exons. Lineage: Eukaryota; Fungi; Basidiomycota; Agaricomycetes; Gloeophyllales; Gloeophyllaceae. The coding region runs from base 429 to 929 and encodes 166 amino acids. The record is from RefSeq and is a predicted model, not a curated record.
UGACGACCGCACGAAGCUCGACGCCGUCAACAAGCGCGGACACUCCCCAUUGUGACACCAAACUCCAGGUGCUCCGCUAAGGCCAUCUGCGGGACAAUCAGCGGAUCGACGUUGAGCUCAAGACAUGCUCGACCACGAGCCUCGGGUGCUCGUCGAUACGGGUGUGCUGUCACCCUAGGCCCUAGCGAUGGAUCCAGGACGCGCGAGAUGACGUGAACAGGACCAGGCCAAGGAGCCGCGCGUCGAGCAGGAGGUGAGGAACGAUCCCCACCCAGCCUUACAUUUUCAACUCUCCUUCCCUCGUGCUCGCCAACGCAAGCGUUCAAGGUGUGCAAGCUGUCCUGGGACUUUUCUGUCAGGGGUGCGGCCUGUUAGCCCACCACACGAUCUACCCCCUCUGACGACUCGACCACCAGCACAGUCCCAACAUGAACCUGGUGUCGCCCACUAUAACGCACGACACCCACCGCUCGAGGUCCUCGCACCACAAUGACGGGGACUGGCACGCCGAGUCGUGGACAUCCGCCAAGGCGCCGAUGACGAGCUCGCAGUUCCACGCCGAGGACAAGUCGUUCGCGGCAAUCAUGGAGGACCCGCGCGACCGCAUCGUCAACUGGAAGGGCCACCCGCUCCUAGCUCUGGCCGCUGCAGAUAUACGACCUACUCUCCGUGCGCCAAUACUCGCUCGUGCGCGAGUUCUACAUGUACGUGAUCAAGGACGCGAUUAUGUGCUUUAUCGAGGAGAAGAAGAAGUCGAUUGGCCAGUUCUUGCAGCCUGCCCCGCUGGCGGAGGACGGGGCAGGCACACACCUGCAGUGCCUUGCUGGCCACAUGAUAUUGUCGAAGCCGCCACAAGGUUCAAGAGUACGGCUCGCAUUCGCAAUUUUGACUUUGCUUUCCAUAGUGCAUUAGCUGGAGCGAUAGUAUAGUUCCUAUAACUAGUACUAUAUCAUCAGUGUCAUGUUUUUCAUAGUAUUAAAUACUCAAGUCCAUGAACCAUUGCAG